AUCCCAGCCCACGCACAGACCCCCAACUUGCGGCUGCCCACCUCGCCCACAACUCUGGCCUCUUACUCACCCUCUACCACAGCCAUGGCUCAGUCGCUAGCUCUGAGCCUCCUUAUCCUGGUUCUGGCCUUUGGCAUCCCCAGGACCCAAGGCAGUGAUGGAGGGGCUCAGGACUGCUGCCUCAGGUACAGCCUAAGGAAGAUUCCCGCCAAGGUUGUCCGUGGCUACCGAAAACAGGAACCAAGCUUAGGCUGCUCCAUCCCAGCUAUCCUAUUCUUGCCCCGCAAGCGCUCUCAGCCAGAGCUAUGUGCAGACCCGAAGGAGCCCUGGGUGCAGCAGCUGAUGCAGCAUCUGGACAAGACACCAGCCCCACGGAAACCACCCCAGAACUGCAGGAAGGACAGGGGGGCCCCCAAGACUGGCAAGAAGGGAAAGGGCUCCAAAGGCUGCAAGAGGACUGAGCAGUCACAGACCCCUAAAGGGCCAUAGCCCAGUGAGCAGCCUGGAGCCCUAGAGACCCUACCAGCCUCACCAGGGCUUGAAGCCUGAACCCAAGAGGCAAGAAGGAGGCUAUGCUCAGGGGCCCCAGAGCAGCCACCCCAUGCUAGCCUUGCCACACUCUUUCUCCUCCUUCAUCAACCCCAUCUGCAUUCCCAGCUCUACCCUGCAUGGCUGCAUUCCCAGCUCUACCCACACCAGGCCAGUCCCAGAGAGGCCAAGGAGGGAGAGUCUCCCAGGGAGCAUGAGAGGAGGCAGCAGGACUGUCCCCUCGAAGGAGAAUCACUGGGACUCUGGACCUGAUCCUGCUCCCCAGUGUACCCCGCCUCUUCCUUAUAAAUACAACUUAUACCAAACUAAAUAAAAAGCUGUUCUGGCCUCCCACCCAA
Callithrix jacchus (white-tufted-ear marmoset) is the source of this 887-nucleotide messenger RNA. It is a transcript of the gene CCL21, whose product is annotated as C-C motif chemokine ligand 21. Gene Ontology annotation, cellular component: extracellular region. Gene Ontology annotation, biological process: positive regulation of GTPase activity; antimicrobial humoral immune response mediated by antimicrobial peptide; chemokine-mediated signaling pathway. The record is from RefSeq and is a predicted model, not a curated record. Gene Ontology annotation, molecular function: CCR chemokine receptor binding; chemokine activity. Lineage: Eukaryota; Metazoa; Chordata; Mammalia; Primates; Cebidae.